AUGGUUAUCACAAUCUCCAGUCUCACCGAGGCCGACAUUCCCGGGGCUGUUGCAGCUGUGCAAGAUGCCUUCAAAAAUGAUCCCUAUAAUGAAUGGGUCUAUGACCACUCCAAGUUCAAUCAACAACGCAAUGCGACUUCUCUUGGGAUACGCAUGAGAUGGGGUAUGCGAAAUGGCAUCUUCCACGUGGCAAAGGAAGAAGGCAGCGACAAGGUUUUAGGCGUGGCCAUGUGGUUGCGGCCACAGCCAGCCAAUUCUCCACCGACCUGGAACGACUGGUUGGAAGGAUGGAGACUCUAUUUCAACCAAGUAGGGAUGAAUCUAUACUAUGGACGUGGCGGGUUGAACGUCAAGCGGUAUUAUAUCUGGAAAGACGCUCAAGCAAAGGUCCAGUCGGAAAUAUGGGAUGAUCCAAGAGGGUAUUACUUUUUGAAUAUCAUGGUGGUGCUGCCUGAAACGCAGGGAAUGGGAGUUGGAGCGGCUAUGAUGAAGCAGGUGACCGACCAAGCUGAUGCCGAGAAUAUGAAGUGCUAUCUGGAAUCAAGUCGUGAUGAUCCGAAUAUUGCUAUCUAUGGGCGCUGGGGAUUCAAAUUUGUCAAGGACAUGAUUUGCGAUGACGAUGGGGUUGCUAUCAAGCUCUUUACCAUGAUGAGAGAGCCCCAUGCGAAGCCCGGGGAUGGGAGAUGA
Clonostachys solani is the source of this 687-nucleotide messenger RNA. The record is from the annotation of a GenBank genome assembly. NCBI's taxonomy places the organism in Eukaryota, Fungi, Ascomycota, Sordariomycetes, Hypocreales, Bionectriaceae.